Molecule: messenger RNA, 3181 nt
Organism: Pleuronectes platessa (European plaice)
Lineage: Eukaryota; Metazoa; Chordata; Actinopteri; Pleuronectiformes; Pleuronectidae
Gene: tlr18
Product: toll-like receptor 18
Exons: 6
Coding region: 11-3049 (1012 amino acids)
Biological process (GO): immune response; inflammatory response; toll-like receptor signaling pathway
Cellular component (GO): membrane
Molecular function (GO): transmembrane signaling receptor activity; calcium ion binding; protein binding
Source: RefSeq, a predicted model, not a curated record
GUCUGUUGUGAUGAUGUGGAAGUUGAUCCAGCUCAGUUCUCUGCUCCUCGGGGCCCUCGUGUCCCCGACUCGAACCUGUCGCAUCCACAACUCCGGCCGCUCGGCAGACUGCGUGGGGAGGCAGCUCAGCGCCGUGCCCCGGGGACAGCUUCCCUCCACCCUCCAGGAUGUGGAUCUCUCCUACAAUAACCUUCAAGCUGUCCACGCUGACGACCUCCUCCGGCUGCCUCUGCUGCGCAUCCUGCAGCUGCAGUUCAACAACAUUUCACACAUCCACACGGAUGCCUUCAAACACAACCCACUGCUGGAGAGUCUUAACGUCUUCAACAACUCACUGGAGGAAAUCCCGGCCGGCGCUCUGACGCCUCUGUCCGACCUGAAACAGCUGCUCAUGUCCAAUAACCUCUACAAACACGCCACUCUGGCUGAGAGCUUCUCCAAAUUGGUCAAACUCCAGGUUCUGUCGAUGGGGGGCCCCCUGGUGAUGGGACUGAAGAAAGCAGAUUUUUUGCCGCUGAAGAACAUCAGGCUACAAAGUUUUGCAAUCAAGUGUUCCUCCAACCUGAGCUACUACGAGCCCGGGAGUCUGGAGGUCAUCCGGACGAGGCAGAUGGGUUUCGAUAUGGCCGUGGAUCAGCAGCCGGGCGUUCUCGUUCACAUGCUGCACGACAUCGCCAACAACAACUUCAGCGUCAUCCAGUUCCGCAACCUCUUCGAGUACAUGUACUACACGGGGGAGGAGGACAUCUUCCAGGGUUUGAAAGACAUUAAUGCGCUUCAGCUAAUCAUCCACAGGGGGAAAUUCAAUGAGCAUCUCCUGAGGAUGGCUCUGAUGAACCUACAGAUCGGCCUGAUCAGAAGAUUGAGGGUUCAGUACAUCGACUUCGCCCGUUCACCCACAUUCAGUGACACCGGAGCAAGUUCCUGGAUCACCAACCUGACGAUUGACAAGUUGGAUCUUUGGUAUAUCAGUAAUCCUGAUGUGCUGCGGUUUGACUGGCGCUUCACCUGGUUCAACAAGAUCAAGCAACUUUCUAUUCGGUACGUUUACUUCAACUACGUGCCCUGCGACUCCUGGGUGGAGAUGGAAGGUGUGGAGUUACUGGACAUCUCCUAUUGUCGACUGCAGAGUGGCUACAUCUUCAACCAGCGCUGUGAAAACAAGGGCACCAUGCCAAACCUCCACACCUUCAACGCCAGCAGCAACGAGCUGACGAGCUUAGAGGACCUGUCGGUGCUAACCAGCGACUUCCGGCAGCUGAAGGUGUUGGACGUCAGCAACAACAAACUGGGAUCUGCUGAAGACAGUCGCGACUGCGUUUGGACCAACAUCACUCAUCUCAUCGCCCACCACAACCAGUUCGUCAGUGAGGCCCUCCUCUGUCUGCCCACCACGGUGCAGCACCUGGACCUGUCCCACUGCGACCUGGACCAGCUGGACACGACGUUCUUUGAGAAGGCAACCGAGCUGAGAGAGCUCCUGCUGAGUGGGAACAAAAUCAAGUUCAUCCCAUCGAAGUGGACAAGUCCGCACCUGCAGUUUCUGGCCUUGGACGGGAAUUCGUUCGGCCUCAUCAGCAAGGCGUCUUUCCAGGGUAUGCCUGAGCUGUCUGGCCUGAGGGCGGGAAACAACCCGUACCACUGCACCUGUGAGCUUCACGCUUUCGUCCAGGAGACGAUGUCACAGGGAACGGUCAACCUCACCGACUGGCCGUGGAACUACAGGUGCUACCACCCGGAGGCCUUCCUCAACACGGUCGUAUCCCAAUACCUGCCAAGUCGAGUGGCCUGUGACAUGAAACUCGUCAUCCUCAUCUCUGUGGCCACCACUGCAGCGGUGAUCUUGAUAUUGAUGCUGAUCUGCUACGUCUUCGACCUUCCCUGGUACACGAAAGCCACGUAUCAGAUCAUCCGAGCCAAAUACAGAGCGCACAAGGAAAAAGCAGCCGGGGCGAUGGGCACUUUUACGUAUCACGCCUUCAUUUCCUACAGCCAUGCUGAUGCCGACUGGGUGAGGGACCAGCUGUUGCCCUGUUUGGAGAACAGUAGAAACCCGUAUCGUCUGUGCAUCCAUGAGAGGGACUUCAUGCCGGGAAGGUGGAUCAUCGACAACAUCAUUGAGAACAUUGAAAACAGUCGAAAGUCGAUAUUCGUCCUCUCCCGACACUUUGUGAACAGCGACUGGUGCAACUACGAGCUGUACUUCGCCCAGCAGAGGGCCAUGGGAAAGACCUUCAGUGAUGUCAUCCUGGUGGUUAAGGAGCCCAUCGAUCCCAGCUCGCUGCCCAGUAAGUACUGCAGGCUGAAGAAGAUGCUGAGCACCAAGACGUACCUGGAGUGGCCCCAGCAGGUCAGCCAGCAGCCGUUCUUCUGGGAGCAGCUGAGGAGUGUCCUGGGAAGGCCGACGCUGCCCGGAGACGGGGGCCAGAGCGUCCAGAGCAGAACUCCAUCUGUUUCUGUGAUCAGAUGCCCUGAAGAGGACAGCGGGGCAAAGAUAGUGAAGUGUAAUCAAGAAGAAGUCAACUCUAUGGAAAGGAAUAAUAACAAGCUGUCAAAUCCCCGAACACAAAUACCUAUCAGGUUUUAUUGUGUUCCAGCUGUUUCCUGCUUUGACAGAUUAAACCUUAUAUUCUGUGUUCUUCACCUUAUAUUGCAGCAGCAGGUGACCGUGCAGCAGCAGGAGUCCACCAGAGGGGGGCGUCACUCCGGCCGACCUGCACACAGGACAGAAACAAUGAGUGGCCACCUGCAGGAGGCGAUGACGAGCCUGAUCGGAGUGUUUCACUCGUACUCGGGACAAGAAGGAGACAAGUACAAGCUGAAUAGACGAGAACUGAAGUGCCUGUUGAAGCAGGAGCUCUCAGAUCUCCUGUCUGCCAGCAAGGACCCGAUGGUGGUGGAGAGGAUCAUGAGCGAGCUGGAUGAAAACCAGGACGGGGAAGUGGACUUCCAGGAGUUUGUGGUUCUGGUCGCGGCUCUGACCGUCGCCUGCAACGACUUCUUCAUCGACUGUGAGAAGAGCGGCCUGGAAGGCUCCAAGAAGAAGUGAUCUCCUUUCAGAUGAAAUCAAUAAACCUGUCUUCAUACAAAUCAUAAGCUCUAACAAUGUUGUCACAGAACCUUGGAAAGAUGCAUCACUGUUGAUCAACUAUUCUGAAACAAUAAAAGAUUUCAUCCUGUU